Molecule: messenger RNA, 784 nt
Organism: Mercurialis annua (annual mercury)
Lineage: Eukaryota; Viridiplantae; Streptophyta; Magnoliopsida; Malpighiales; Euphorbiaceae
Exons: 3
Coding region: 97-411 (104 amino acids)
Biological process (GO): translation
Cellular component (GO): ribosome
Molecular function (GO): structural constituent of ribosome
Source: RefSeq, a predicted model, not a curated record
UUCCCACUGCCAAGGGCUGUUACUGUUAUUAAUGAAAUAGUAGAGGUGGGGGAUUAGGGUUUUACAGAGAAGAAAUUUGGGGAAAAUAAAGCAAAGAUGAAAUCGGUAGUGGGAAUGGUGGUUUCGAACAAGAUGCAAAAAUCAGUAGUGGUAGCAGUUGAUAGACUGUUUCACAACAAGGUUUACAAUCGCUAUAUUAAACGCACCUCCAAAUUCAUGGCUCAUGAUGAGCAUGACCGCUGCAAUAUUGGUGAUCGUGUUAGGUUAGAUCCUUCUAGGCCGUUGAGCAAGCGAAAGCACUGGGUUAUUGCUGAAAUUCUUAAGAAAGCUCGGAUUUAUGUGCCUCCAUCUGCUGAUAAUACUACUAGUUCGAUUAACACUACCGAAGCAACAACUACUUCAACCUCUUGAGUUGAAUUUGGAGAGCUGAUUACUAUAAGCGAUAUAUUUCUUGUGAAAUUUGAUAGAUAUGGAACUCUAGCAUCAGGGUAGAGAACACCGAGAAAUACAGAGAACAGCAAGCCGAAGUAUGAACAAAUCAAAAGACAGUUGUCUGCAUUCCCAAUUGAAUUUUGUUUGAAUGUAGACAUAUGAACCUUAAAGGAUCUUAAGUAUAUUUCACAAAUUCUCUAAAUUUUGAUUCCUUUUCCAAUUAAUAUUUGUGGGAUUGUUCUGUUGAAGAUCAAUAAACAGCCUUCUCAUCCCAAUAAAUGUAAUGGAUAAGGGAGGAUAGGCCAUUAACAAUUUUCAAAUUCAAAUUAAAAGAGAGAGGUGGGGUUUUUCA